CUCAGGGGCGCCGAGGCAGUGGGGAGAGGGCAGGGCCGCUUUCUGGGGAGGCCAGCGCUAUGGAGGGUCGCGGAAGCGGCUCUUGGGAGCACCUGGAGCGGCUACAUGAAAUCUUCCGCUGCCUCCACGAGGAGUUGCGAGCCGGGCCAGAGAGACUGCGCGGGAGCCAGGCGGUCGAAGAGAAGAAGAAGCUGAUAAGAGAAUUUGAUGAAAAACAAAGAGAAGCACAUGAAACGUUACGGGAAAUGGAAGACGAACUGAAAUAUGCUCCAGUGUCUUUCAACAAUCAAAUGAUGGCCAAAAUUCGGAUAUACAAGAGAGACCUUGCCACAUUCCAGAGGAAGAUGAAAAGUAUAGAUUUGGGAGUGACCCCAGGUGUACGCAGAGACCCAAAAUUUGGAAUCUUCUCAACAGAAAAUGAACAGAGUACUCAAGUACAGUCUCAGAGAGUAUUGCUGCUUCAGGGAACAGACUACAGCUUGAACCGAGCCAGUCAGAACAUAGAGCGUUCACACCAGAUUGCUGCUGAAACAGACCAAAUUGGUUCUGAAAUCAUUGAAGAGCUUGGCGAACAGCGGGAGCAGCUGGAACGCACCAAAGGCAGAUUAGUAAACACAAGUGAAAACUUAAGCAAGAGCCGGAAAAUACUACGCUCCAUGUCAAGAAGGCUUAUGACAAACAAAUUGUUGCUCUCUGUUAUCAUUUUGGAGCUUGCCAUCCUGGGAGGCGUUGUCUACUACAAGUUCUUCACCUGAACUUUCAAAACACCCAGCUUUCUGCCGUGAUGUCUUCCAUCCACCUUAAGGACUAUGCAUGGACAUUGCCAAGGAACAGUUCUUAAACCAGGUGGAUUGUGUUUUAAUGCAGUUGUAGGACACUAUUAACAUGCUGCCAGCCUCACAGCAUGUUCACCUGAGAAGUCAGUGGGAAGAAAUGAGGCUGAGGGGCAGGAGAAAAAACAAAGGACUAACAUAAAAUUGUGU
Messenger RNA from Anolis carolinensis (green anole), 983 nucleotides. Its product is annotated as vesicle transport through interaction with t-SNAREs homolog 1B-like. The record is from RefSeq and is a predicted model, not a curated record. Gene Ontology annotation, molecular function: SNAP receptor activity; SNARE binding. The transcript is spliced from 2 exons. Gene Ontology annotation, cellular component: ER to Golgi transport vesicle membrane; late endosome membrane; SNARE complex. Gene Ontology annotation, biological process: regulation of protein localization to plasma membrane; macroautophagy; vesicle fusion with Golgi apparatus. NCBI's taxonomy places the organism in Eukaryota, Metazoa, Chordata, Lepidosauria, Squamata, Anolidae. Bases 60 to 755 code for a protein of 231 amino acids.